AUGGUGGAGAGUAACUCUGAUAUGAAAAAACUUGCUGACAAAGAUGGCCAUUUCCGUCGCAAGGAUUCCGUGUUUCGCUCGUUCAUCUCUCGGUCUCCGUCCGCAGAGUUCCCGGCCGAGGCAAACCGCUACGUGCUGUACAUCAAUCUUGGCUGUCCCUGGGCGCAUCGAACGAAUAUCGUCCGAUCUUUAAAGGGUCUUGAGGAUAUAAUCCAGCUAGUCAAGGUCGGACAUGGCCUUGGUCCAAUACUAUGGGAGUUUAACGGAACGGAUGGCUCGGACGAAAAAGAACCGCUGUACGGAUUUAACUACCUUAAGGACCUCUACCUGAAAGUAGACCCGGAAUACGAAGGAAGGUACACCGUGCCGCUGCUAUGGGAUAAGAAGACGGAGAAAAUUGUCAGCAAUGAAAGCAGUGAGAUUAUUCGCAUGUUCUAUACCGAGUUCGAUGAUCUGCUGCCGGCAGAACUGCGCGAAGACGGACCACGCGGUCUGUACCCAGAACACCUGCGCGGAGAAAUCGAUGCUAUGAAUGAGUGGGUUUAUCACCAGAUCAACAACGGAGUUUAUAAAUCUGGUUUUGCAACAUCACAAGAAGCCUACGAUGCCAAUGUGUACACCUUGUUUGAAGGGCUAGAUCGGGUUGAGAAGCACCUAGGCGAGCCUGGCCAUCAGCCGUACUUGUUUGGGGAUCACAUCACUGAAGCAGACAUCCGACUCUACACCACUACUAUACGCUUUGACGUCGCCUACUACUCGAUUUUCAAGUGCAAUAUUAAGAUGAUCCGCCACGAUUAUCCGCGCAUUCAUCGGUGGUUGCGGUUACUGUACUGGGACGAGUCCGAGAGGACUAGAGGAGGGGCGUUUAAGAAGACGUCGACAUUAGAUUUAUAUAAGAGGGGGUAUGCCGCGUCCGUGGGCAAAGUGCAUGGCUUUCCGUUGGAGAAGCUGGUUCUGCCGGCUGGGCCGCUGCCAGCAAUCCUGCCUUUUGAUGCAUAA
Talaromyces rugulosus is the source of this 999-nucleotide messenger RNA. RefSeq lists its product as uncharacterized. NCBI's taxonomy places the organism in Eukaryota, Fungi, Ascomycota, Eurotiomycetes, Eurotiales, Trichocomaceae. The transcript has 3 exons. Gene Ontology annotation, molecular function: glutathione transferase activity. Bases 1 to 999 code for a protein of 332 amino acids. The record is from RefSeq and is a predicted model, not a curated record. Gene Ontology annotation, cellular component: cytoplasm.